Messenger RNA from Mesocestoides corti, 3192 nucleotides. The record is from the annotation of a GenBank genome assembly. Lineage: Eukaryota; Metazoa; Platyhelminthes; Cestoda; Cyclophyllidea; Mesocestoididae.
AUGAGGGUUCCAAGAGAAAAUAUCACAGCCUGUGACGGCAAUCCCCAGCUGUUACUUCUCUUUCUGCUGAUACUGGCACUCACUAUCCCAAGCAAUCUGGCACACUCAGACCUGGGCGUUACGUUUACGUUAGGGGAUGAAACCCCAGCGAGCUUUUUUCUCGGAAACAUCCCAAAAGAAACCACCGGUUUUGAAUCGAGGACUUCAAACCACAAAAUGCGGGCUACACUUUUGGACACGACACGAGGUCUCGCCUCUCGUGUGCUUCAUCUCAAUGAUAUGGGUGACUUACACACAAUAAAUUUCAUCGAUAGAGACGAUGCUGCUGGAAUUUGUGGUCCAUUGGAGUGCUGUUCACAACCUCUAUGUGACCUAACGUUCACUGCUGUGUUUGUCUACACAGAUAGACCCGAUGAACCCAUAAAAGUGGCUGUCAACGUGCAGCUGAUUGAUGUCAAUGAUAAUCCCCCAACAUUUCAAGACCACCAAUUUUCUAUUACGAUUCCAGAAACCACUUCCCUAGAUGUAGCUCAAGGCCAAACUGCAAGCCGACAGUACAGCCUUCCGCGUGCAAUGGACAAGGACUCAGCAGCAAAUGGAGUUGUGAAAUAUCAACUCGAAGGACAUUCUGACUACUUUUCGCUCACCUCACCGGAAUCCGAGUGUUAUCCCUGUUUAAGAGUGAGCAGCGUUGUCCCCCUUGAUUACGAGAAUCCCCGCCACGGUAAAUUCAGUUUAAAACUAAUAGCCAUUGAUGGAGGCGAAAUUCCCAAGUCAGGGUCAAUCACACUGAACCUUUACCUGACGGAUCUCAACGACAACGCCCCGAUUUUUUCAAAAUCUAGUGACACAAUCCAAGUGGUAGAAAAUCAAACCUACAAUCAACCGAUCUACAUUGCUAAAGCAACUGAUUCGGACUCAGGUUCAAACUCUCGAGUUCAUUAUCUUAUUAAUACCCAACAUUCCAUGAUAAAGGAGAAAUUUGUCCUCAACUCAGAAACCGGGGAACUUUUUAUUCAGUCCAGACUGGAUUAUGAGAAGUUCUCGGAACGCAAAAUUGUCCUAGACAUCCUUGCAUAUGACGACGGACGGCCAGCUUUGUCAGCUACGUUUUCGCUGACCAUAGCUGUCAUUGACACGAAUGAUAAUCCACCAGAAAUUUCGGUUCAAAAAAAUAACACAAUUAUGGAGAAUAGUAAAGCAAAUGCACCAGCAAUCCAACUACUCGUUACUGAUGCUGACGAAGUUAGUCAAGGCAAGAUCAAGUGCCACCUAGAGAAUCAGGAUAAUCUUCCACUACGUCUAGAAGGCCAGACUUUUCUCUCCGUGUGGACAACAGAGCCGCUAGAUUAUGAAAAAACACCUUCAAUCACUUUUAACCUAAUUUGUUUUGACAGCGCUGAUCCUCCGAAGAACACCACUCUACCGCUGACUGUGAAAGUUGGCAAUCAAAACGAUAAUCCCCCAGUGUUUUUCUCAUCCCUGAAGAUUCCAACAAGCGUGUACGAAUUCCAAAUAAAUGAGGACGAGAAGAUUCUAAGGCCCGUUUACCUGCCAGUGGCAAUCGACAUGGAUGGUGACUCCAUAAUGUUUAGUAUGAAGUCCAAAGAAACGAAGUGUCCCUUUACAGUAAAAGCCGAUACUGGUGCAGUAUACCUUAAAUACCCGCUUGAUUACGAAAAGUCAAAACAGCAUGAAUUUUACAUUUAUGCGGAGGACCUUCCUGAAGCGGGAUCAAAAGAGCCAGUGCUGACAUCGUCUGUAAAGGUUAAAGUGAAAGUUCGGGAUAUCAACGAUAAUGCGCCCGAGUUAACAAGUCCCUCACUAAUCGCAGUCAAGCCCGAUACACCGGUUGGUUGCUUGGUGUCGCAGAUAGUAUUCAAAGACGCAGACAUGGAUGGACAGCAGGAGGUCUCUACUAAACUAGUGGCUCAGGAGGUAUUUCCAAUGGGCACAAGGAAAAAAUACUUUGCUAUGAAGGAGAAUGGCGCUCUAAUCACUCUUGCUCCGCUCGACAAAGAGGAUAAUUCCGUGGUUGCACUCACGGUUGUAGCCACCGACAUUGAUGCUAGCAACCAACUUUCUACAACAGUGACUCUGGCAGUGGUUAUUGAAAAUCCUGGUGGUGUGGACACAUUAAGAGUUGCAAGGCCUUUUCCGGGUUCAACGGUGGUUCUUUCAGUUAAAAAGAUCCCUAGUAGAUCUCUCAAAACUGAGAACUUACGCAGUGUCCACAUUCCCUUUGACGUUUAUGACAGCAGUAAGAGUAGCUACCUGGUUUUCGACCUAGAUGGACGAUGUAAUGGGUCGAGCUUGUUUAGGAUUGAACAAAAUACCUCUCAAAUCAAGCCAAUUCUUACCGACAAUACUGUCAGUAAACUCAGUAAUUUACCCACAGGGAAAAGGUUAGAGGUUUGCAUCAGAGUUGGUGACUCAAUGAAGCCAACAAGAAAUGCCGCAUCAAAUUUUUUUGUUGAAUUCGAUUGGGCUCUACGAAUAUCAGGGCAGGCCCUCUGGCCAGCUGAUUCGGCUGACGUAGAAUUUGAUGGCCUGAAAAACAGCCACGACGACGAAAACUGGUUGACUUCCACAGAUACAGUGUCCUCAGGGAAACAGGGAUCAGGAAGACCCUUCAAAUUAAGUCUUGGAAAUAUCAUAAUGUUUCUUCUCAUACUGGUGUUUAGUUUAGCAGUUGGAUUUGCGCUGUUUGCAGCAAUUCUUUGGGCUAAAGCAAAGCGGGCAGCUUCUUCGACAAUUCCUGUAGCUCGCCGAAACCCGUCUCCAGUUCAAUCAGUCGUUGUAGCCCCCGAUGAUGCGGAUAAGACUAGGCGUCAGUCUUCGAAGGAAAGUGUUAUUUGGCAACCGGGCAAUCAAAAGGCAUCAUUGAGAGUCAAUGAGCAGAUUCAGUUGGCUUCUACGCGUCCUGAGCAGCCAUCUGAAGUACACUUUGCCAUCCUGACGUCCAAUGGAAACACAGUUCUCAGAGACUUCGACAAGCCAUCAGAUAGUUCCGAGAAUUCUGGAGGCCCCGUGGUGGCAUACUUUAACCUAAUCGUCCCACCAGAUGUCGAAACCCAGGCCCCUGCACAACAGGUCUUUCCAGACCUCACCACUGGAAUUAGUGUGAAUUUAGCAGGUGACAACAAGCCACCAUCUCCCUCUCCUGCUGUUAGUUGCUACUUGGUUAUGUAA